GGACAGUGUUUACUACGAUUAAGGGAAACGCAUGUAAAACAUUGCUAUGUAAAGAGUUUUCCUGGUUCUCAGAAAACAUGACCGAAGAAAAGGGUAACGAAGAAGCGGACUGGAAAGUUUACGAGGCGUUGGUCAGCAAAAGCCCUUCAGACAUGGAAGUAGAUUUAGGCAAUGACGUAAUAACCGCCUUACGAAGCGAUCUAGCUGGGCUGCAAUAUAAAAGAGAUAAACUUAUAUCUGAAAACGGUGAUUUAAAAAACCAAAUGCUGUCCCGUGACCAAAGAAUACUCGAACAACAAGUUGAAAUCGAUCAUCUUCGUGAACAAAAUGCAAGACAAAACGCCAUUAUAUCGUCGCUCAGAAAGAAAAUACAAGAUCUCGAAGAAACACAUCGUAAUCUACAAACAGUGCAGGGACGCAGCGAUCUCACAGUACAAACUUUACAGAGGGACAACCGUUACUGCGAAGAGAAAAUUAAAGAUUUAGAGAAGAAACUGCGCUCUCUCGAACUUGAUUGUCAUAAUGAGGAACAGCAAAAAGAAAAUGCUCGUUGUCAAUUUCAUGAUCUAAUAAGGCGUCUAUCUGCCGCGCUGGAUGCUGACUUUUGUGAUAGCACGCACACUCACUCCCCAGAGGCUCUUAUUGUUAAAGCAGCUGAAUUAGUUCAAGAGAUCACAAGAUUGAAAAACAAAUGUAUGAACACUACCGAAAGUUUAUCGACGACAGAACAAGAUCUACGGAGCUGUAGAGAUGCUUUAGAAAGAUCAAAUAAUGACAAAGAUAUAUUACAAAGACAGCUCUCAUCUCAACUCCUAGAUAUUGAGAGACUGAAACAGGAGAAGGAGUCUCUCGCUGUACAGAAUAGAGUUGUAGAACGAGAGUUGCAUGAAGCCAGAGAAAAACUAUCACACUGCACUAAAAACUUAAACGUCGUAACAGAUAAUGUUAAUCAAAAUGAAUCUAUUAUUGUUCAGUUGAAAGAAGACUUACGACAUCGAGACGAGAAAUACCAAAGACUUCAUGCAGAAUUUAGGAACACGAUGGAAUCCUUUGCUAUUUUAUUAAGCUUACCAACCAGAUUUGUUGAAGCUCACGAAAGCACUAUAAAAGAAAGAAUCCGUGAAAUACUAAGUGAAAGUAAAGAUAAAACUGUCCAAAUAGAGGCUCUCCGAGACAAGCUGAACAUGGAAUCUCAACAGCUGGGCAGAACCGCUCAUUUGCACGAUCAAGCCACGACGCGUGUUAGAAUACUCGAAGACGAAAGGAAUAUGCUAGAAGCUAAAGUUCACAAGCUCGAAUCGGAACUGAAUGCAAUGGAGCUAUCCAGAGACAGCUUAAGGAAAGAUAAAGCGAACUUUGUGGCAUUCCUCGAGCGUCUAAGCAGAACGCUAAAUAUGGACGAGUUGACCCAGGAUGUCGGAAUAGAAUUACACACUGAAUCCAUUAUACAUCGAGCUGAGCAAUUGGCGCGGCUGGAGAGCGAUAAAAUUGUUGACAAGACAGCAGUGGUUUAUCAGCUACAAAGAAGGAUCCGAAUUUUGAGGGAACAAUUACAAAGAAAAGAUUUACAUUUAGAUCUAUUGAGGCGUAAACUUAGCGUUCAGGAGGAAAGUUGCCGCGUGCGCGCCGUGCUGCAGGCGGAGCGCGACGAAGCCAUGUCUCGCAGUAAGAAAUUAGCGCGCCAGUGCGACAAGCUGAGCGCUCAGCUAAGCGACGCGCGCGCCCAACUGCGCGACCUCAACGCACAACUCGCCGACGCCGCCGACUACAAGAUAACUUCAUUGGAACGAGCGCGAAAGAUCGAAGAACUACAAAAGAGAUUAGACGAGGCCGAAUUGUUGCGUUCGCGGUAUAACCGGAAAGUCAACGUGCUGAAAGACCAAGUUAGAGCCACCGGAGAGACCUUCGAACAGGAAAGAACUUCUACUGAACACCAGAUCGCGAUGUUGAGAGACGAUCUCGCGAGGACUAAAGAAGCCCUGGCUGAGUGUCAGCGACGGGAAGCUCAAUUGCAAAGUUUCAGGAACUCAAUUGCCAAACUCCUCGGUAUUCUGGUGCCGGCGUCAGUGUCUGACUUCGAGAUGGUCUCGCGGCUGCAGAAGCUGAUCGACGCCCACCAUGACUUUACUAUCGUGUCGAGGAGGUACGACGAUCCUGCGCUGCUCAGAGCUUCCUCGCGGUCACCGCCACCUUCCAGAUGCAGAACUAGAACGCCAGACAGAUCGCUUCGCUACGAUGACUCGGGUUACGCAGACCCGGCCUUCGACAUCGACGAUGACUUGUACAAGACCAGACCGCCCUUGUGACAGUCAAGACGACGCACUAGAUUUUAAUCGUGCAUAUUCAAUUCCUUUGUAUAGAAAAAAAUAUAAUAUAAUCCAACUUAUGAAAUCAGUAAUAUCUCUGUAAUAUAAUCUGUUGAAAAAAACAUGUCCUUGACGAGAAAUUUUAAAGACAGUUCAAUAUAGAACAAUUUACUCGUGUAUUUGUAAAACGUAUUACGAUUUCAAAUGUAUUUAUUGUCACAAAAAAUAGUUGGAUUGCUUGUCGUUUGAUUAG
This is a messenger RNA of Bombyx mandarina (wild silkworm), 2559 nucleotides long. RefSeq names its product coiled-coil domain-containing protein 170. The record is from RefSeq and is a predicted model, not a curated record. Lineage: Eukaryota; Metazoa; Arthropoda; Insecta; Lepidoptera; Bombycidae.